Messenger RNA from Lineus longissimus, 2622 nucleotides. RefSeq names its product circadian locomoter output cycles protein kaput-like. Gene Ontology annotation, cellular component: CLOCK-BMAL transcription complex. Gene Ontology annotation, biological process: circadian regulation of gene expression; regulation of transcription by RNA polymerase II. The transcript has 9 exons. Lineage: Eukaryota; Metazoa; Nemertea; Pilidiophora; Heteronemertea; Lineidae. The record is from RefSeq and is a predicted model, not a curated record. The coding region runs from base 49 to 1884 and encodes 611 amino acids. Gene Ontology annotation, molecular function: DNA-binding transcription factor activity, RNA polymerase II-specific; RNA polymerase II cis-regulatory region sequence-specific DNA binding.
UCGACAACAUGCUAUUGUUGCGUGGUGCAACGGAGUAAUCCUGCUUGCAUGCACGAAUUAUCAUAUCUAGAUGAAACUAAAAAGGAGUUUACGUCACGGCAAAGUACAGAAUGGAAAUUUUUGUUUCUUGAUCACCGGGGUCCAUUAUUAAUAGGAUACCAACUCUUUGAGGUCCUGGGAAACUCCAUGUAUGACUACAUCCAUCCAGACGAUUUAGAAAUGUUGGCAAAUUCCCACAAGGAAUUAUCAGAAACAGGAAAAAGUCAGUCUUGUUACUACCGUUUCUUGACAAAAGGCGAGCAGUGGCUGUGGUUAAAGUCGUCAUAUUAUAUAUCAUAUAAUCAGUGGAACUCGAAACCGGAAUUCAUAGUGUGCACCAACACUGUUGUAAGUUUAACAGUUGCCCAGGCUGCACAGGCUCGAAGACAACAAGCACAGCCACUGCGACAGGUGACUGAAUUGUCGGGAUGUACAUCAACAGUGCCACAUGUCAAGAAAUCUGAUGUGAAGCCUCACACAAAAGGACAAACAGACAAUGCUUCCGCCGUAUCAUUCGUCUACUCAGAAGCAGAUGGGAACCAACCUUCUUCAUCAACUGCUGAUCCAGUCCCGUCUACGAGCAAGGCUGUUCCCACAUCGGUAUUUGGUGGGCAGAGUUCGUUGUUGGAACCUAUGCCCUCCGGCCAACCAAUGACGACCUCCUCCACUUUGAGGAAGGCCAGCUUAGUCAAGAUUUUAAGCCUCCCAUCCUCUGACUCUGUCACCAAAGUACCGACGACAGUGAUCAAAAGUUCCCUUCUUGGUGGUCACUCCUCCCAGAAGAUGCCCACGAGUGGAUCAGUAUCAGUGGUUGGAGCCCCUGCCUUGUCUAACCAGGUGUUGACAGUCCGCCAGAUCCACUUGACUAAAGCACAAGAACUUUUGUUUCAUCAACUGAAGGCGAGAUAUACCAGUCUGCUGGCGAGGUUAUCCAAACAACAGGAUGAGCUACAUGGUGUUGUUGAUAUGCUGAAUCUUAGUGCGGACACGUUCCUACUACCGGUCAGUGGACAAGACCAGGACCACAUUCACCAAUUACAGGUUCAAGAUCAACAGGCCUUACAGCCACAUACGGUACUUGAACAGAGUCACGAUAUCAUGGUACAGGAGCUUGGUCAGCAUGCUGUACAAGAGGGACGGAAUACGGUAAUGCAGGGACAACAUUCAGAACAGCAAGGACAUCAUACGAUACAGGAGAGACAAUAUACAGUAGUUCAGCAGGGACAGCAUAUGGUACAGCAAGAACAAAAUAUGGUACUGCAGGGACAACAUCUGUUACAGGAGGGACAACACGCAGGAGAGCAGGUGUUACCAGGGCAAUCAUUAUUACAACAUCAAGGGCAAGAAUUACCUGGACAACCAGUGAUACAACAACAGGGCCAACUGGUAAUGCAACAACAGACAUUACGGGGACAACCUGGGCAACAGACAUCAGCUGGCCAGGUUUUACAACAACAGGGUCAACAUAUGUUGCAGCAGCAGGGACAACAGAUAGUGCAAGGGCAUCAGACAUUAACCCAACAUGGGCAACCGACUUUACGGCAACGUGUGCUACAACAGACAUUGACCCAACAUGGGCAACAGGUUGUACAACAACAGGAGCAGGAGACGUCACAACAACAGGAUUUACAAGAACAAUUGCCACAGCAACGGGGACAAAUUUUGCCACAACCGGUCACCAUGGUGCCUGUCAAUAUAAUUUCUCCGGUUGCGCAAAAUACAAAUAGCCAAUUGAUUCAGAUUAUUCCACAACAGACUCGACCAGGUACACCACAAAAUCCAUUUCAUUUUGGUCAGGGUACGAAUGUGCGGAUACGUGACUUAUUACAUCAACAGCCUAGAUAAUGAAGGGUGGAAAAACUUGACAAAUUGUUGAAUUUGUAAAUGAAGAGACCAAAAGUGAUUCAAAACUUGUUGAAAUAUACUGAUUUAAAAAACUUGCUAUGUUGAGGAAAGUGCUCUGGAAAUGAUUGAGAAAUUUUGAAUUUACUUGAGGGGGUCACCGCAGGUGCAGAGAGUCAAAGAAAAUCUGUCCUUGCUGCAAGAUGGGAUAAAUACAUCUAUCAAACCGGGUGCAGCAACGUCCAAUUUUGUCUACAGAAAAGGAACCUCACUCGCAUAAAUCACAUGUCACUGUGAUAAAAAUUACUCGUCUGCAGUGUUCUAAGCUAAUCUGCUUGCAUUUUUAAUUUAGAUAUUGUUUACUUUUUUAAAUGGUUUUCCAUUUGAAGAUGAAUUCUGAGCAAUACAGACAAAAAUAGUUGUGUGGUAGCUUACAUAUCAAAUCUGUAAAUAUAGUUGUAUAAUAUUAUUAAGAAUUCGUAAAGUGAUAAUUUGAGGUAAAUCAUAGAUUGUGCAAAGGAUGGGGGAUGAGGAGUAAGUGAUGUCCUUUCUGCAGGAGGUUGUCACUUGGGACCGGGCCUUUAUUUUGAAAACUAAUUCUCCAAGAGGAAUUUUGGUAAAUAAUGUAAUUCUUAUGAUAACCCACCGCUGGAUGUGCUACUGUCUUUAAUUGACAGUGACUGAUGUGAAGCAUUCUUGUGUUUUGUACGGGAGCUACUGUUUGGCAAUUCAGUAUUGUCA